Molecule: messenger RNA, 1266 nt
Organism: Penicillium coprophilum
Lineage: Eukaryota; Fungi; Ascomycota; Eurotiomycetes; Eurotiales; Aspergillaceae
Product: Peptidase S33 tripeptidyl aminopeptidase-like C-terminal
Exons: 1
Coding region: 1-1266 (421 amino acids)
Source: RefSeq, a predicted model, not a curated record
AUGCAAGCUUUUGUGGCGGGUCGCAAUCUCCAACUCAUCAUUGAUGCGGAGGCAGACCCGCAUGAGACCGGAGAAGAGAUCGGCAACAGAUAUUUUGAUAUCAUCGGAUUUGAUCCUCGCGGGGUAGGAUCCACAACGCCUCCAGUGAUGUGUUUCCCCGAUCCUGUAUCUCAAAGGAACUGGGAGUUGCAAGUUUCGGCUGAAGGCAUGCUGGGAAGUGGACCGGAUUCCUUGCAGAGAAACUGGCAACGGACCGAAGCCCUGAACUCGGGUUGUUCUGUAUUCGAUAUGUCAAAUCCAGGGGCGGACGAGCCACUGAUGUCCUUUGUCAAUACACCACUCGUUGCGCAGGACAUGCUGACCAUCAUCGAGCGCCAUGGCGAGUGGCGCGAGAAGGAAGGCCAGAGAGCCCAGGCAGCCCACAACAAAUGCCAUGGACUGGACGAAAAAAGCGCAAUCUUGCAACGCACUAAAUGGAACCGUGGAGAAGAGCCACUACUAUAUUGGGGUCGCUCAUACGGUACGGUGCUGGGCACUACCUUUGCCUCGCUCUUUCCAGAGCGAGUUACACGAGCUGUUCUCGAUGGCGUAGUCGACAUGGUGAAGUACUACCAAGGAACAGGACCGAACGUUGUGACUGACGCAGAUGCCAUCUUCGAUCGAUUUGGCCAAUACUGUAAUGAGGCUGGACCUGCAGGGUGUCCCUUCUACGUUGAGGGUGGUCCAGAAGCCAUCAGGGCAGCGUACACGCAACUUGAGCAACAGAUUCUCAACACUUCAAUCCCUGUCAUGGCAUCUACGGGACGGGGACCAGAAGUUGUAACCUGGACGGACAUCAAAGUGAUUCAGCGUGUUGCUAUAUAUCAGCCCCUUCUUGCAUUCCCCGUCCUGGCAGAUAUAAUGACUGAGUUAGGCAGGGGCAAUGCAAUUCCCAUGGCUGACUUGAAGCAUGGGAGUCACUUUGGCGCGUGUCCAUCCAACAAGUGUAGUCUUGCUGGGCCUUGGUCACUAGAAUGUGCUACCACGCAAGAUAACUUUCUUUACGCCAUGGCUGCUAUUAUGUGCUCAGAUGCGGAAUAUUUGACAAGCCUAGAUAUUGAACAGUUCCGCGUCGAAUGGUCUAGUCUUUUCGCUGACAGUGCAUCUUUGGGUGAUUAUUGGGCGCAAUUGCAACUGAGCUGUGUUGGAUGGAGAGCGAAGGCUAAAUACCCUUUCGCAGGUAUGUCCUAUUAUGAUUUCCACGAGUUCCUAGCCGACCAUUUUUAG